Molecule: messenger RNA, 942 nt
Organism: Pieris macdunnoughi
Lineage: Eukaryota; Metazoa; Arthropoda; Insecta; Lepidoptera; Pieridae
Source: the annotation of a GenBank genome assembly
AUGGCUAUGCACUUCAUUGUUUAUUUGAUUUUAGCGCUCUGUUCGGGAGUAUUGACAGCAUCCACAAAGAAUGAAGCUGUCCCUCAAGCAAGGAUAAUUGGUGGCCAUGAGGCUAAACCAUACAGUCACCCCUAUUUAGUAUCUUUACAGUUACGAUUUCUUUGGCUCCGUGGUCAUAUAUGUGGGGGUAGUAUCAUCAAAGAAAAUUGGGUUCUUACAGCGGCCCAUUGCAUUCAAGAGUCAUGGCUUACAAGAUGGCUGCCUUUGGAGGCUGUUGCUGGAACAAACGAUGUUUAUGAUUUUGGAUCAUUAGCUCAAGUGAACUCAGUAGACCAAAGAAUACCACAUCCCAAUUACCAAGGCGGAAUCGGUCCAUAUGACAUUGCUGUACUUCGAACUGCUACACCGUUCUACUUCACAAGAGAAGUGCAACCAAUACAAUUACCUUUAAAUAGUAAUAUCGAUGGUGAGUCCCUCCAAUUGGCCGGAUGGGGUGCGUUAAGAACGACCUCCUUCCUUCCAGAUUUGCCCAGCAGAUUACAAGAAGUAGAAGUCAAAUACAUUCCUUAUGAUGAAUGCAAUAAUGCUGUUGCCGAACUUCUAGAAAACGAUGAAAGUAAUCCACUCGACAGAAAUGCACACAUUUGUACUGGUCCUCUAUCUGGAGGUAUUGCAGCCUGUAGUGGAGAUUCAGGUGGACCAUUGAUUGAAAUGGUACCAUCAGAAGCUAAUGAUGACGAAGCUUAUGAUGAUAACUUUGAAGACAGUGAUAAACUUAGGACUAGGAAUGAUGAUUCAAGUAUACCAGUCAUUCGUGGUAUCGUCUCAUGGGGUAUUAGUCCGUGUGGUAUCGAAGGGGGUCCUACCGUAUUUACCAAUGUCUUUGAAUAUAUCGACUUCGUUAAGCAAUAUAGCGACACUCCCUCUUCAUCAAUUAAUUAA